AGCCAUUCGGGCCUCCAGUAAAUCAAAUUCCAAGACAAACAGACGAUGAGCUUCAAUGUAUCUCUCGCCCCUUCUUUGACGUCUCCGUCUCCGUCUCUCGUCCCUCUCCACCAUCUUCCUCCUCUCUUCUCCCUCAGAAACACAGUCACGAAUCCAACAAUCCCCACUCGUACACGUCACCAACUGUUCGCAUCCUCUCGUCUGGCUGCAAAAGCAGCCACGUCACCACCGUCAGAGUCAGAGACAGCCAGCGUCAGCGACUUCGUCGUCCUCGAAACAGCUCCGACACCUGCGCACGAAGUCGUCUCCAGCUUCUACGCAGCCAUCAACGUCCACGACUUAUCCUCCGUCACAGACCUCAUCGCUCAGGACUGCGUCUACGAGGAUCUCGUCUUCUCUUCCCCUUUCGUCGGCCGAACGGCGAUUCUAGACUUCUUCGGGAAGUUCAUCGAAGCAACAAGCACGGACCUUCAGUUCGUGAUCGAUGACAUUUCGAAAGAGGACACGUCAGCUGUUGGGGUUUCGUGGCAUUUAGAGUGGAAAGGCAAGAACUUCCCCUUUAGUAAAGGUUGCAGCUUUUACAAGCUACAAGUUAUUGAUGGCAAGAGACAGAUUGUAUAUGGAAGGGACUGCGUCGAGCCUGCAAUCAAACCUGGAGACACUGUUCUGGCUGCUAUAAAGGGAGUUACCUGGCUGCUGCAGAAGUUUCCUCAAUUAGCUGACCAGUUCUGAUGUAAUUAUAAAGCUCCUACUGCCUGAUGAAGUUUAUCACCUUGCAAAUAUAAGUUGUCAUUGUGGUAUAUAGGAAAUAUGCUUCCACAGCAAGUCCCACCGUUGUCCAAAUUGUGUUAAUGGCAGGAAAAUAUAUACUAGUAGUGCCAUACGAUUCUACUCUAAGUAGUCUGUCAUGUGUAUACGGAUUGUUUCCGGUCGGGUGAUAUAGAGGCGUAUAUAUUAUGUGUGUUAUUGACUAAAUAGAGCUCUGUCAUAUGAAUAAGAUAAUAAGAUUCGCGAGUGUCACGUUCA
Molecule: messenger RNA, 1026 nt
Organism: Raphanus sativus (radish)
Lineage: Eukaryota; Viridiplantae; Streptophyta; Magnoliopsida; Brassicales; Brassicaceae
Exons: 5
Coding region: 46-732 (228 amino acids)
Source: RefSeq, a predicted model, not a curated record